AAGAGUAACUCCUCCCCAACGCAAUUAAAGCCUUUAAUACAGGUGGCAUGGGACAAAACACAGAACAGCUUUUCUCUUGAUCUGCAAACAGCAUGAGGACUCUUCAGGAAAAAAUCAUUGUGGUUUCCGUUUUUCUGUCUCUGAUCUGCACCAUUCAGGUCGAGUCUCUGCCUGUACCUGAAGACUGGAAUGGUUUGCUCCAGCGGACCAAACGGUCACUUCUGUGGCGUUGGAACAGCAUGAAGCCUGUGGGUGCCAGCUGCAGGGAUCACUUAGAGUGUGGCACAAAAUUCUGCAGGAAAAAUAGCUGUUCCUUCUGGAACUCCACCUGAAGAAGAGAUACACAAACAUAACUCCAUCAGGGUGACUGUCGACAAAACAAAUAUCUGCCUUAUGGACCAAAGCGACCUGUCUCAAAAUUAACCCUGUAUGAAGUUACUGUUCUGAUAAUCUGGCUUGAACUGAAGACCUGCUGGUCAUUUAUCAGACUCUGUGCAUUCAGUUAAAGUUAUCUGAUCUGGCACUGCACUGCAGUAAAGCAAAGCCAUAAAUGAUGGGUUCACAUGAACAGUCAAAUAGCUCCAUCUCGGGCAAUAUUGAUUUUUGAAACUUAAUUUGUCUAAAACACUUGCAGGACAUCAGACAGGCUGUAAAAAAAUGUUUUUAAUAAGAAAAUAUAAAUAUUCUUGCUCUGAGUUUAUUGGUUCAUGUUAUUAUUAUAUAUAUUUAUUUGUACAUAUUGUAAAUUAUGUAAAUGUUCAAAUAUACUUUUUUCAAGAGGUUGUGUUGCCCAAAUUGUAUUUGUCAACAAGUUCAGAACAAAUUAAAAUAUUCCUCACAGUUCUUUCUGAUCUUUCAAUGCAAUGGAAAAAGAUGAUAAAAAGUUUGAUGUUGGCUGGUAAAAAAAAUGACUGGGAUUUUUUAAAUUGAAUUUAUUUUUCAAGUACAAUAUUUCCAUAUUUAUUCAUCCAAGGCCAUGUGAUCCUGUGAUUCUUAACUCUUCACCCACCAAGGGACAAGCUUUGUCUUACUGCUUUUGCAUGUUUUGAAUCAUCAUUAUUCUUUAUUGCUGUUUUUCCAUCAAAAGCUCUUCUGAUUAACAACAAAAAAUAUUGAAAUUCAAAUAAAUAAGCCAGGAAAUUGGCCAUA
Messenger RNA from Siniperca chuatsi (mandarin fish), 1149 nucleotides. RefSeq names its product liver-expressed antimicrobial peptide 2. Lineage: Eukaryota; Metazoa; Chordata; Actinopteri; Centrarchiformes; Sinipercidae. The record is from RefSeq and is a predicted model, not a curated record. Gene Ontology annotation, biological process: defense response to bacterium; antimicrobial humoral immune response mediated by antimicrobial peptide. Bases 93 to 332 code for a protein of 79 amino acids. The transcript is spliced from 3 exons.